GUUAAGAGGGGUAAGGCUGGUUAGACUGUCUGCCCGCCCACGCCGUCUGUUUCUUGCUGCGAUCGUUCUUGCUUCGCGAGCACGUGGAACAUGCCUCAAUUGAUUUUAUUUUUACGUCAUGACAAUGGCUACGUGUCGCCCUCUUCUUCGAGAAAAGCAGUUUGAAUCUUUAUGUUCCUGUGAAUGUUCCGGCAAUGUCGGAAAAACUGAGGAAAGGACACAAGGCUUGAUUCGCGGCUGUGUGAUGCGGCAGCUCGGCGAGCAACACAAGGGCGACAUUUUUUUCCGUUUCCCAGCGGACGAGAGCCUCACCACAUGGAACGGCGGAAAGACUGAAUACGCGCUGUCUGUACGCAGAAGCAUACCAUACUACAGCGGCUCUUUCGCUGCUUCCGGCGAAUUUCAGCGAACAAAUUUCGUAGUGAACGGGAUACACAGAAGCUCCGAAUUCUCAGUUUUUGAAGAAGUGUACGACAGCACUGAGAAGAGAGCGGCCUUUAGAGUGGUGAAGAAUGGGGACGUCAUGACCUACAUUCAAGACUUUCGCACUAAGCGCAACUACCUGAUACGCACUUACGAGGGAAUCACAACGUGUGUGGACGCCCCCGAGGCGAAUUUCACGCGGAGGGAGUUCCUGACUCUUGUAUCGGCGCCGGACGAAAGGACCUACUUUUUUCUCCGAGAUCUCCUUGUGCUGAAGUCUUACGCGAAAGUGCAGACCCGGGUAGACGACCUUGUGCGCGGUCAGUUUUGUCGCAUACGCGGAUUGCACACAACCGACCACAAGAUCAGAGGCACCGUGACGUGGACUCUGAACAAUACGACUAUGCGCGAUCUGAAGAGACCUCCUGCAAGAAUAACAGGUUUAUCAGAUGCGAUGAAGCUUCCAAGAAAUUCGACGUUAGAGGUACCUUUGCAAGGGCAUUUUAUUUUUCAUGGUGACUGGUUCGGCGAUGAGAGCAUAACCAUGAAUAUUCUGAACUUUGACUUCAUUGGGACGACCUUUCGGAACGAUCUCCUUGAGAUCCCCGACGGAGUGCGAUGCGAGGCCAACAGGAAGAGCGGCCUUUCGCAUCCCGUGUAUUACAACAUGCGAGUGUUCAGCUACAGCGCCAGGGUCAAGAGUUCGACCUCGAAGCACCUUCACAUUAUAAACGGUUUUAUAGACGUUAAUCGGAACUUGCACAGAUUGGACUACAAGUCUUGGAACAGCACUUCGUCGAUUGAAAGCACCGUAAUUUUUUCUGGGAAGGAAGGGCUGGCCUACCACGUCCCGCGUUCAGGAGCGUGUUCUGCGGGAAACGUCACUGAUGUCGUUUUCGACAAGCAGAUGAUUAUACUUCCUCGAUUCAUGGAAAACCUUUCACCCAAAACAUUUUUUGUGGGGAACAGUUCUGCGACCGUUGCCUACAAGAAAAUCGCUGUCAAAGGUGGAAUUCCAUGCCACGUCUGGGAUGUCGUCCGUUUUGACUGGCCUUCGAACGGUUCGAAGACGAUGUGGGAGUGGUGCUUCGUAGACAAGUCUUACUUUUCACCAUCUUCUGAAGGUACUUCGUCCCAUAUUGUAAGCUUGGAUGUACACGUUUUGGAGCUGCCACCGGCGCCAUUCUAUGGCUUAACGUUAGGAGAAACGCUCUCAUUCCAAUUCUUCGACAUCAAUAAGGAAGCUUCUGAGCUGGUCGAACUUCAUGGGUUUGACAUUUCGCCCUGUUACCAAGAGAGCUCGUCUGUGAGAAAGUUGGUUCUUACGUUAGAAGAGAAGGAUGGUUCCAGAGCAGUGUACAAGAAACCAUCUUUCAUCUUUGCGACACAGAAAGCUGUCACAUACGUUGCGAAACUACCUGUCCUUCAUGUCAAAGUUGCCAAGAACGAUCAGCGAAAUUUCGUUGACCACGAAAGGGUCUUGACGUUUACUCUCUUGGGAAGUACAAAUGGGAGCCAAAGCAUUGAACUGGACUCGGCGAUUGGACUUCUACGGCGGGCCGUCUACAGGAAGUCAUUGAAGGUGUUUCACGAAAAGGAAUUCUACAUGGUGGAGCGAUUGUCUUUAUUAUGAAGCAGAACAAAUCCUUCCGAACGAAGUUUCAAGAAUACUUACGAAUUAAAAUUCUCAGAAACAUUACCGACUUUUGAAAAUAA
This is a messenger RNA of Dermacentor albipictus, 2139 nucleotides long. RefSeq lists its product as uncharacterized. The record is from RefSeq and is a predicted model, not a curated record. NCBI's taxonomy places the organism in Eukaryota, Metazoa, Arthropoda, Arachnida, Ixodida, Ixodidae.